Messenger RNA from Strongylus vulgaris, 654 nucleotides. The record is from the annotation of a GenBank genome assembly. Lineage: Eukaryota; Metazoa; Nematoda; Chromadorea; Rhabditida; Strongylidae.
AUGAAGAUCUCCUCACAUUGCUAUUUGAAAGGAGUGGUGUUGCUCGAAAGCAUGGAGACGAUUGUGGGCGAAGAAUAUAUGCUCUCCGUUAUUCGGAAUCUUGUAGCCACAAGAAAGUCCUUUAAUUUGGAUAGUUUCUUGUUCUACUUCAAAGAUAUUCCAGUUGAUAAGAAUAUCUCAUUAGCUCAGUUAAGUGCUAACUUGCGAGAUCAUAAACAGACUUGGAGAACCUCACGAGUUCGGAAAAGUCGAAUGCUCCUUUCUAAUAUAGUAAACUACGGUCCUGUAACUUGGGUCAAUAUUUUCAGUAAAAUUGAUGAAAACCCAGCGCAGUUUUCUGCCGUGGGUCGGGCUCAGCUGGUCACCGAUUUCUGCUAUUUCUACGCCCAUGAUCAGGUGGAUCGUGGUACGGCGAUUAGGGAGAUUGUAACUGAUAUGGUCUAUCGCAACUCGAAGUAUUUCGAACUGUGCGAUUGGCACCUUUUCUGGUGCCAUUCCGCAGUGCCUGCUACUCUGACUCAACUGCUGAAGCGCAUCGCAUUGGGUGUCACACAACUUUUCGACAACGACGCAGCCUUUGGAUGUCGAACGGGCAUGGCUGCCACAAAUCUAAAUGUUAUCUGCAGCAGUGUUUUUGGAACAAAAUGCAUCUGA